AAGUUACACAAUGCUAUUUCAUAGUUACAAAAAUUAACAUAUUUCCUUAGCAUUUUCACAAGAGCUCUAUACGUUGCACGUUGCAGCAGCUGAAUAACUUCUUUGCCACAGGGACAAGCACAGGCUCCAUCUGAGAUAUCUUCAGUGUUCAAGCUCUAACCCCACACCUAACCUAACUACCUCUUGGGAACCAUUUCUCCUAGCCACUGUCGACAAUGGAAGAACUGCUCCAUUCUUGCCGGCCACUGAGAGUAUUCAUCAUCCUACAGCUAGCUACAGACUUACAGUACACUGAGUACACCACAAUGACCAUACAGGCUAGCUCUCCCUGGACCGGACCUGUCUGUUGAUGUGGACGGCUUUGUCUUCAUUGCUUGCUACUAAAGCACUAACUGGAGCGGUCCUAGUCUGCAAUGGUCACGGUACGGCUAGAGGGGGACCUGGUAACUCCACUCUGUGUGUGUGCCAGGAACCAUACACUGGGGAUACUUGUCAAACCUGUAAUCACGGCUACUACGGCAACCCAAUCAACGGUGGACACUCAACUAGUCACUGGAAUGGAGUUCCACAAGUUCUACUUUGACCAUCAUUUGCCUGCGUCCCCCUCUGCCAUACAACAGUCCAUGAUCACACCCAAGGUUCAGAUGUUGGGGGACUCAGGCGCUUAUUGUGCCUACAUCCGCCUCAUCCAAACAGUCGACAAGGAAGGCGUGGCUCACUCAGUGAGUAUUCCAGAGACCAGGAUCUGGCAGGAUAUUGGAAGUAUGUUCAUUCUCAUUGCUCGGCUGGUGGGGCCAAUCCAGCGAGGUCACCUGACACCCCUUCGGAGGUUUCACUUUAUAUAAUACAACUGCUGAUACAGACUAUCCAGGCACUAGAUUUAAACACUUGUUAGCUGUGUAGUAACCAAGGUAUGAAGGUUCAGAGUACAUAGUCACCGUGUUUCUCGUAGAUGAUGGUAGGGCUCCACUAGGUUGUGGUUGACACACUUCACCAAUCCCAUCCUCGCCUUGACCUCCUCCUACAAAACUAGCUCACGUUAACAACCACUUGUAAUUAAAGUGGUCAGAUUGUAAAUGUGUACAUUUUAAAGGGCUAGUAUUGAGACAGUACUCGUCACCUCAGUGACAAUGGCAUGGAGGUGAACACUUGGCACACACCUCACGCACUGUACAACACGUACUGUAACAUUGAAACAGUAGCACAUAGUCAUGUGACACAAUUCAUGUGUAUGAUAAAUGCAUUAUCAGUCCUUGAGGUCAUUGUUAUGAGGGGGCUUGUAAGCUAAGCUCUCGUACAAUGUAGGCAGGUAGAGGAUCACAUACUUCUGACUCACAAAUGCAUCCCUAGUAUAAAUUAGGAGCAUUCAAAUUCUACUCACAAGCAUGGAUCCAUCACAAAACAGAUUAUGUUACGCUACACAUGUACUAUGUAAGUUUACCAUUCU
Messenger RNA from Halichondria panicea, 1447 nucleotides. Its product is annotated as calcium/calmodulin-dependent protein kinase type II alpha chain-like. Gene Ontology annotation, biological process: protein phosphorylation. Gene Ontology annotation, molecular function: calcium/calmodulin-dependent protein kinase activity; calmodulin binding. Lineage: Eukaryota; Metazoa; Porifera; Demospongiae; Suberitida; Halichondriidae. The transcript is spliced from 6 exons. The record is from RefSeq and is a predicted model, not a curated record. The coding region runs from base 414 to 845 and encodes 143 amino acids.